This is a messenger RNA of Guillardia theta CCMP2712, 1570 nucleotides long. RefSeq lists its product as hypothetical. Lineage: Eukaryota; Cryptophyceae; Pyrenomonadales; Geminigeraceae. The transcript is spliced from 10 exons. The record is from RefSeq and is a predicted model, not a curated record. Gene Ontology annotation, cellular component: plasma membrane. The coding region runs from base 131 to 1516 and encodes 461 amino acids.
CAGUGUCGGUUGCUUCUGAAAUAGAGCAGAUUUGUUGGAAUUUGCUGACACGACUUUGCAGGGAAAGGAGGAGAAAGAUCGGCUGUCCAUGCACUGUCAAUUUUAAUUCUCGUACGCCUGAUCAAGUGCAAUGAGCGUCGUAUACGGAGAAUGGGCGGCACAAAAUCCAAGCUGUGUAACUCUUUCAAACAUUGACCUGGGCGUUCGAACUUUUGAAUUAUGCUGGGGGAUUAUGUGUGCCUGCCAAGCCGUGUUCUUCGCUCUGCGAUACCCGAGGGGAACCUGGGAGUUUGUCUUGGUUCCCCUCACCGAAUGCUUCGUGUAUGGCCUUGGAUACUCUGAGAUUGGAUACAUCCUCUUGUGGGAUGGGAGGCAAGUUCUGUGGACAAGGACCGUCCUGUGGUUGGCAACAGUCCCGAUCAUCUUGAACCAGAUCAACGGCAUGGCAGCUGUUCGAAUCUAUGGAGUUGACCUCAAUGUCAUGCAGAUGUAUUUCAGCACUCUCAUGAUAUGCUUCGGGCAUACAGCGGCCUUGACGCAUAACCAGUCUCUCAAGUGGCUAUUCUUCAUUAUUGCAAUGGCAAUCUUUGGUUUAAUUUGCUUUAUCAAUUAUCACACCUUCACUGCUGCAGAGAAACAUUACAAAGAAAGCGGCAGCGAGAUUGAUUUGAUCAUUGCAAAAAGAAUCAGGUUGCUGGCAGUGAUUUUCUUCACAUCGUGGACGAUGUAUCCACUGUUCUUCGUCCUUUCGGUUGAAGGUGCAUGUGUCGCCAGUGAAAGUGUAAUAUUGGUUUGCUUUGCUCUGGCUGAUCUGCUUUCCAAGAACGUAUUUGGAGUUCUUUUCUGGGAUACGUUAUGGAAUCUACAGGAUGGGAAGUGGUCAAGCUACGGAACAGUCACUUUCUUCAAAACAACAGACUCAGUGACGAAGACGGCUAUUUCAACUGCUAUGGAAGAAGAAUUUGCGAAGCAGAAGGCUUCAAGGUCUGACAACCCUCCUGCUCAAUACCCCUUCGCCCUUCCUGAUGCUGAAAAUUCAAUCGAGCAAGAAUUGUCGCAGUUGAAGCAAAUGAAUCACACAAUGAUGGCAACAAGACAAUUUUCUUCGCUGGAUCAUUUGAAUGAUUUCGAACAUUCGGAUCAACGUUAUGCCCCUGGGGUGAACGCCAUGCCAAACGGAUCCCCAGGCUCCGCUGGCUCGCAGGGUGUUGAAAAUCCAGUGCAACUCAGCGCUAUCACAAAGACCGGAGCGAUUCAUAGCAUGGAUGACGUGGUCGACCACGUGAGGUCUUUGAAUCAGGCGCUUUCAGAUCUCCUCGUAACAGACGACCAGCCAAUUAGACCGCCGAGACGGAGCAAUGUUGGGUCUACGCAGCCAACAGGCUUGACGGGGUCAGAAAAUUCAACCACAGGGAUGUACAAUGUCAACACUACACCAGUGCUUCAUUCCUUCACGAGAAACUCUUUUGUUAGAAAUAGUCAGACGGAGUCUCCAGCCCCUGAGUACCUCAGAUGAUCUCAACCCUUUAACACUAACACAACAUGUCAAUGAAUGUUAUCAACGAAGCGC